Molecule: messenger RNA, 505 nt
Organism: Talpa occidentalis (Iberian mole)
Lineage: Eukaryota; Metazoa; Chordata; Mammalia; Eulipotyphla; Talpidae
Product: centrosomal protein of 135 kDa-like
Exons: 4
Coding region: 167-505 (112 amino acids)
Source: RefSeq, a predicted model, not a curated record
UCACUCAUUUAACAGUCAGCUAAAGGAAACUUUGUCUAAUCGGGACCGGGAGAUAAACAGCCUCCGGCGGCAGCUAGAUACAACUCACAAAGAACUUGAUGAAGUAGGAAAAUCUAAAGAAAUAUCUUUUAAGGAAAACAGACGAUUACAAGAUGAUCUGGCUACAAUGGCAAGAGAAAACCAAGAAAUUUCAUUGGAAUUGGAAGCUGCAGUGCAAGAAAAAGAAGACAUGAAGAGUAGAGUUCAUAAUUACAUAACUGAGGUGUCACGAUGGGAGAGCUUAAUGGCUGCUAAGGAAAAAGAAAAUCAAGAUUUGUUAGAUAAAUUUCAGAUGCUUCAUAAUCGUGCUGAAGACUGGGAGGUCAAAGCCCAUCAAGCUGAGGGAGAGAGCAGCUCAGUUCGACUGGAACUUCUUUCUAUUGACACAGAGAGGAGACACCUACGAGAAAGAGUGGAACUAUUAGAAAAAGAUUCAGGAGCACAUAAAUGCGCAUCAUGCUUAUGA